Molecule: messenger RNA, 408 nt
Organism: Monosiga brevicollis MX1
Lineage: Eukaryota; Choanoflagellata; Craspedida; Salpingoecidae
Exons: 3
Coding region: 1-408 (135 amino acids)
Cellular component (GO): cytoplasm
Molecular function (GO): protein-disulfide reductase activity; oxidoreductase activity, acting on a sulfur group of donors, disulfide as acceptor
Source: RefSeq, a predicted model, not a curated record
AUGGCUUCUUUGCUGCGCCGCGCGCUUCCUCUGACGCGCAUGUCUCCUGCGACAAGCGCUCUGCGUCAGCUUCGUCUGAGCUCGCACUCUAUUCAGGUCAACAACGACAACUUUGAUGAGACCAUUGCCGAGGCCACCAAGCCUGUCCUCGUCUACUUCACGGCCAGUUGGUGCGGUCCUUGCCGUAUGCUCAAACCCAUUCUUGAGAAGGCUGUGGAUGCGCGCAACGGAGACGUGGUCUUGGCCAAAAUUGACGUGGACGAGCAGCAGGAACUCUCGGCCCGCUUCCAGGUGGCCUCGGUGCCCCAGGUCUUUGCCGUCAAGGAAGGCGAGAUUGUGGAUCAGUUUAUCGGUGCUCAGCCUUUGGACAAGGUGAAUUCGUUUUUGGAUAAGAUUGUCAAGGCCUAA